CAAAUGUGGACAGCUAGAAUCAAACAAAACUACAUUGUAAAAGUAGCCAUCGUAUUCGUGGGUCAAAAGACCUGCAAACCCUUUUUAUUGAUCUCGGCAUCGCAAAGCUGACGAACCUACUUUCCGCUGACAUGGCCACCACCACACCAUCUAGUAACGAUAAGCUACAAGAUAAGGUAGCCAUCAUCACCGGUGGUGCUAGCAGCAUAGGUGAGGCCACUGUGCAUCAAUUCGCAAAGCACGGCGCACGGGCAGUAGUCAUCGCCGAUGUCCAGGAUGAAAAGGGUAGAAAACUGGCUGAAUCUAUCGGCACAGACCGUUCCACCUACAUCCACUGUGACUUAACAGAUGAGAACCAAGUCAAGUCUCUCAUUGAGACCACCAUGGAGAUGUACGGCCAACUUGAUAUCAUGUUUUGCAACGCAGGCAUCUUCAGCUCAUGCAUCCAGAAUGUGCUUGAAUUCGACAUGGCUGCCUAUGAAAAACUCUUUGCUGUAAACGUUGGUGGAGUAGCUGCAAGCCUGAAGCACGCAGCGCGGGCAAUGGUGGAGGGAGGAGUAAAGGGUAGUAUCAUUUGUACAUCGAGUAUUGCGGCGAGUACAGGGGGAGACAGGGCUGUAGAUUAUAUUAUGUUCCAGAGUGCAGUGUUAGCGUUGAUGAGGUCAGCGAGUAAGCAGCUAGGUGAGCAUGGGAUUCGAGUUAACUGUGUGUCGCCGGGGGCGGUGGCGACGCCGCUGACGUGUAAGGAUUUUGGGAUGGAAACUGAGGAGGAUGUGGAGAAGGCUUUUGAAUCUAGUUAUUGGUUGAAAGGGGUGAUGAAGGUGAAGCAUGUGACGGAUGCUGUCUUGUUUCUUGCUUGUCAGGACUCUGAGUUUAUCACUGGCCACAAUUUAGUUGUGGAUGGUGGAUUUAAAUUUUAACAGCCAAACACAAGUAUAAUUCAUGCGUUUAAUUUCUGGAACAGGUAGCAUACGGUCUUGGAUGAGAGCUCCGUCCUGAAAUUAAAUGUAACCAGUGAUUUGCAACA
This is a messenger RNA of Ricinus communis (castor bean), 1027 nucleotides long. Its product is annotated as (-)-isopiperitenol/(-)-carveol dehydrogenase, mitochondrial. NCBI's taxonomy places the organism in Eukaryota, Viridiplantae, Streptophyta, Magnoliopsida, Malpighiales, Euphorbiaceae. The transcript has a single exon. The record is from RefSeq and is a predicted model, not a curated record. The coding region runs from base 132 to 920 and encodes 262 amino acids.